UUAGUCAUUUGCAAUCUAGCUUUCAGGGGGGAAGUUCCAGACCGUAGUAGAAUAAUAUCCAUAUAAGGUCGUCAAGCGAUUUUGUAAUACAUAGUAGUCUUUUGAUAUCGUCUUCUCCUACCCUGUGUGGUACUAUACUGUAUGUCAUCAGGGUGAGUGUGCAUAGUGGAACGCACACAAUGUCGUACAGGAACUUGCAGGCUUACCGGAAACUGCAAUGCCCUCGUGCAUAGAGAGGAUACAACAGAAGAAGGUUGGAUCGCAGAGGGAGUUGUAGAAGAUCAACAAGGACGACUCAGUAACUAAUCAACCAAACAUCAAUUGUUGAUAGUAGCAACUAGCAACAGUGAAGAAUGUCGACGAAAGAACGGGGCCUGGUUUAUCUCGUCACUGGGGGCUGUGGGUUCCUCGGACAACACCUGUUACAGGUCCUUUUGGAGAAAGAGGAUGCGGUAACGGAAAUUCGACUUUUUGACAAACACAUCGACUCAAGUUUAAAUGGCCACAGCACAGAGCGGGUAAAGGUAGUGGUGACACAGGGGGACAUCACAGAUUACUCCAGUGUCCGGGAGGUUUCCAAGGGGGCAGACCUGGUCAUCCACACAGCCAGCCUGGUGGAUGUCUGGCACAGAGUCCCUGAGACAGUCAUCCAGGCUGUGAAUGUUCAAGGAACUGUGAAUGUGAUCAAUGCCUGUGUGGAGAAUGGUAUUCAGUAUCUGGUCUACACCAGCAGCAUGGAGGUGGUCGGCCCCAAUGUGAAAGGAGACCCCUUUAUCAGAGGUGAUGAAGACACCAUCUACAAUGUUUAUCAUGAUAUGCCCUACCCCAGGAGCAAGGCCAAGGCAGAGAAGCUGGUGUUGGAGGCCAAUGGCAAUAAGGUGAAUGAAGGGGCCUGCUUGUACACAUGCUCCCUCCGUCCCACAGGGAUCUAUGGUGAGCAGCACCAGCUGAUGAGGGACUUCUAUCAGAUGGGUGUGAGGACAGGGGGCUGGAUCAUUCGAGGCGUCCCAAAGGACACGGAACAUGGUCGUGUCUAUGCAGGUAACGUGGCUUGGAUGCAUCUGCUGGCUGCUCGCUCCCUGAGAGAGCACCCCCAAAGGCUUGGAGGGGAAGUUUACUUCUGCUAUGACGACUCACCCUACAAGAGUUAUGAGGAUUUCAACAUGCAGUUCCUGUCUGGGUUCAACUUCCGCCAGGUCCAUGUGCCGCUAUUGGUGCUGUGGUUGGUGGCGUGCCUGAAUGACCUGCUCCGCUGGGUGCUGAAGCCUGUGUGCAGCUACACACCAUUACUCAACCGCUAUACACUCGCUGUGGCCAGCACCUCCUUCACAGUGGGUUCAAACAAGGCCCAGCGCCACUUCCAGUACCGCCCCCUCUAUGACUGGGACCAGUGCAAGGCCCGCACACAGAGAUGGGUGGACACCUUUCCCUUCACAGGCCCCAAGGACUCCUGAUCUGGGCUGAUCUGCUGGUCUGGUGGAACCUUGUCUGGGCUAAACCGAUGCAUCACACAUCAUAACCUGGGAUGGAUGGAGGAGUGAGAGGACUUUCUCAGAUUUAUAUUCUCACUAUGUUUGCUUCAUCAUAAGCAGUAUUAUCAUUACACAUAUGCAAACAAACUUGACCCCUGAACUCUUAAACCCUGAACUACGACCUCCUACACGUGUUCUUCAAAAAUGGUUAUGUCCUUUUACCUGUCAUUACUUGUGGCUAGCCUGUAGCUCCUCAGGCAAAAUGAUGACAAUGCAUGUUCCACACUGAAAUGGGUCACUUAUCCAUCCCAUGAUCUUCUGAUUCACAUGAGACCCUUCCCAGCCCUAAAUAAGAGAUAAUAUAUUGGAGAUUCAAUAUAAAUGUUUGGGGCUUUAUCGGACAUUGCAAUAUUCACCUUCUUACAAAAGCGGUAGAUAUAAUGUGAUAGUAGUCAUAAAAGGGGAUAGAUAUGUGAUAUAGGAAAGCUGCUCAUGAAUUGUUUUGAGUCUAUUUCCAACAAUACAUUGCUAUACAUAUUUUGCAAUACAUACAUGAAAAUGCAAUACAUUUUUCACAAGACAUCAUCACUACAUAGACUUGAUCUGUUUUUGUUGAAGAGCACUAGUGCAGAAAAUAAGUAUUUACCUCUUCAACAUGCAUUAAUGCACACAGAAUAUUCUCUGAUCAUGUUCUAUGUGAUUUUAGAGUUUUAUGAAUCACCUGCUAUAUAUUAAGGUAAUUUUAUCAUCUGAAUGCAAUGACAAUUUAAAAACAGCAAUUUAAAAAAUAUUUAAAAAUAAUAUUUGCCAGUGCAUUCAGAUUUUAAACUUCAGACAGAGAAAAGGUUAAUUUUAUAUUUCAUGCCUAUUGAUGAAAUUAUCAUUUUGAGUAGUAGCGUUACUUAAAGAGCAACUGAAGGCAAUAAAAAAACAUAUAUUCUA
Messenger RNA from Oncorhynchus gorbuscha (pink salmon), 2414 nucleotides. It is a transcript of the gene hsd3b7, whose product is annotated as hydroxy-delta-5-steroid dehydrogenase, 3 beta- and steroid delta-isomerase. NCBI's taxonomy places the organism in Eukaryota, Metazoa, Chordata, Actinopteri, Salmoniformes, Salmonidae. The record is from RefSeq and is a predicted model, not a curated record. Gene Ontology annotation, molecular function: 3-beta-hydroxy-Delta5-steroid dehydrogenase (NAD+) activity. The transcript is spliced from 7 exons. The coding region runs from base 354 to 1454 and encodes 366 amino acids. Gene Ontology annotation, biological process: steroid biosynthetic process.